GAGCUUUUGGGGCUCCCUCACCCUCGCCUGGAUCCCUGCGGGGCUCCAGCGCAGCCCGACCACGCUUCCCGCAUUCCCGGCCGCCGGCUCACGCCGGCGCAGGCGGAGCGGGGAAGGACGAGGGUGGGGAAGGGGCUCUGGGAGGCGCCGAGGAGCAGCCGCCACCGCCGCCACUCGCUCCGGCCCCAGCGAGCCCGGACGCGGCGGAGGAGCCCCGGCAGCACGGUACCUGCUGCAGGAAGGGAGAGAACAAGAAAGCACCAUGUCUUCAGUCUCAGCUUAUUACAAUGGGAAGACUGUACUUAUCACAGGAGCUACAGGUUUCAUGGGCAAAGUACUGGUGGAAAAACUUUUGCGCUCCAGCCCUGAAGUGAAAGCAGUUUAUAUUCUUGUCAGGCCGAAGGCUGGACAGUCAAUGCAAGAGAGAGUGGCCAACAUGUUGAAAUGUAAGGUUUUUGACAGGGUCCGAGAAGAUUGCCCUAAUUUCCACGAGAAGAUUAAGCCUAUUAAUGCUGAACUCACUCAGCCCAAGCUGGCCAUCAGUGCUGAAGACGAGGAGGAGCUUCUGACCCGGGUCAAUGUUGUCUUCCACUGUGCAGCCACAGUUCGCUUUGACGAACCCCUCAAACAUGCCCUGCAGCUGAACGUGAUGGGCACACAACGGCUCCUCGAGCUGGCCCGGCAGAUGCGGAACCUCGAGGCCUUCAUCCACAUCUCCACUGCCUAUGCAAACUGCAUCCGGAAAUGCAUCGAGGAGAUCAUCUACCCACCCCCAGCCGAGCCCCAGAAGCUCUUUGAUUUAGUAGAGUGGUUGGAUGAAUCCAUCAUUCAAGACAUCACACCCAAACUGCUUGGGGAGUGGCCCAACACUUACACCUACACCAAAGCCUUGUCAGAGUACCUGAUUCAGCAAGAGAAAGGAAACUUGAACAUUGCUAUCAUCAGGCCAUCCAUCGUGGGAGCCAGCUGGCAUGAGCCUUUCCCAGGUUGGAUUGACAACUUCAACGGGACCAGUGGAAUAUUUAUUGCGGCAGGCAAAGGGAUCCUGCGGACCGUCAUCGCCAACAACGAAGCAGUGGCAGACAUGAUUCCCGUCGACGUCGCCAUCAACCUGACUCUGGCAGCUGGGUGGUACACGGCCGUGCACAGACCAAAAAACCUGUUGGUGUACAACUGUACAACAGGGGGAAUCAACCCUUUCUUCUGGGGAGAAAUGGGCCAGUAUGUCAUGUCCACAUUCAAAAGGAACCCCCUGGAGCAGGCCUUCCGAACACCCAAUGCUCACAUGACCUCCAGCUACUUGAUUAACCAGUACUGGAUCACUGUCAGCCACAAGGCACCCGCCAUCCUGUACGACCUGUACAUGAGACUCACAGGGAGAAAGCCCAGAAUGAUGAAGAUUAUCAAUCGGCUGCACAAGUCUAUGACACUCCUGCAAUAUUUCUCCACCCAGUCCUGGAACUGGUCUUCAGAUAAUAUGAAUAUGUUAAUGAGUCACCUUAACACAGAAGACAGAAAGUUAUACAACUUUGAUGUUCGCCAGCUGCACUGGUCAGAGUACAUUGAGAGCUACUGCAUAGGUGCUAAGAAAUACUUGCUAAAUGAGGACAUGGCUGGAAUUCCAGCAGCAAAGCAACAUCUACGCAAGCUGAGGAACAUCCGAUACGCAUUCAACACCACCCUCCUCGUGAUCAUCUGGCGCAUCUUCAUCGCAAGGUCGCAGAUGGCUCGAAACAUCUGGUACUUUGUGGUGAGCCUCUGCUACAAGUUCCUGUCCUACUUCAGGGCAUCCAGCACCCUCAGGCACUGAAGCCAUCCAUCAGCAGCCAGCCUCUUCCAGAAGGACCUCCAUCUCUUCUAAUCAGCAACUGUGGGCAUUGAGGUCUGAAAGUAGCAGAAAAAUCCACUCCCUCCAACAGCAGCAGGCACUUAUUGUACACUGUUACAUGCUUACCUUUUUAAUUUUAACUAAUGCUUUAAUAUAUGGUCUUUCUUCCAUCGGACCAGGCCAAUUUUUAAAGCCAUAACUGAAGCUUUAGAAACAGGUCAAGCUGGGAGCCUCCCAUCUAAAGUCAGAUGUACAAGAGUAAGGAUUAAUCAAAGUCAUUGUCCUCCCAUGUACUACUCCUUAGGCUAUCUUAAUCCCAUCUUCUUCCUCAAAAGAGGCAAAUUUAAAGCAUGACCUUGGAAGACAAGAAUGCCACCAGAGAAGACCCAGCUGAGGAAAUGAACCUGUAAGAGGUCUUCCUAAAGCAGCUAUUUGUUCAUUCUCAUUCAGUGAAAUGGUACCUUACUUAAAAAACAAGAUUACACCUUCUCACUUUUUCAAAACUUAGGAGGGGGAAACAUCAGUCACAUGAGGCCAGUGAACACACAGAACAGUUUUCAGAUCUUGUGUUGCUGCUGAGGACUGAUGCUUUCAAGCCAUACCUGAAGACACAUGUAAAAUUCAUGCACCUGUGUUAACUUGGCUCAUUCACAAGCUGCUUUCUUACAAAGAGGUCUUCUUUUCUCCCUGUGGUUAAGAUUUCAGUCUAUUAAAAAAUUCGUGGUCUUGCAUUUAUCACAUUUGUUUGGGACAUUUUGGAGGUCUUGAAAAAUGCUGUAUUAACCCUGAGAAUGAAGAGAAGACUUCAUAAAAAUCAGAAGAAGAAUACAGAAACCUGUCAUUAUUUUUGAAGUAUGAGUCUUUUUUUCCCCUGCAGGAAAUCUCUCUUCCUGUAGCUCAAAACCAGUCUGAUACUGGGCUUUCAUUACAGCUAAAUCACUUUGCAGUUGAUCAUUUCCAGUGGCAAAGAAAGUGUAACGACACACGUGAAGGAAACAUCAUUGGGCCUGUUCUGCUGCCGUUCCUGUCAGGAGGCAUUAAAAAGUCUGAAAUUUGUUUUUCUUGAGAAUAGUUAAAUGUUGGAUUUAAUGAUCUUAAAGGUCUUUUCUGAACUAAGCAGCUCUGUGAUUCUUUGACUUCUCUGUAAGAACAGUCAUGCAACUAUGAAGGUAAUGCACUUUGUCCUGCAGUUUAG
Molecule: messenger RNA, 3023 nt
Organism: Melospiza georgiana
Lineage: Eukaryota; Metazoa; Chordata; Aves; Passeriformes; Passerellidae
Product: fatty acyl-CoA reductase 1-like
Exons: 12
Coding region: 263-1810 (515 amino acids)
Biological process (GO): long-chain fatty-acyl-CoA metabolic process
Cellular component (GO): peroxisome
Molecular function (GO): alcohol-forming very long-chain fatty acyl-CoA reductase (NADP+) activity
Source: RefSeq, a predicted model, not a curated record